AUGUCCCAGCCUCCGUCUCCUCCCCUGGAGUUAUCCGACACUUCUAUCAUAGCGGACGAACUGGCGUACCCUCGAACGAGUCGCUCGUGUUGUGACCGCGGACAGAAACAAAUACUAAGGGGAGUCAGCAUAUUAGAUGGGAAAAUCAAAAAAGAACCGGAUCAUGUCAGUAACUCUGCCAGCGUCAGUGACAGUGAAGCGCGGGCUCGUUCACUGGAAGAGUCACUAGAGGCCGCCAUGAGAGUCUUAAAGAACAAAGAGGAGACGGUUCGCGUGCAGGCGGAGAGUCUCGCGCUGGCUGAGGAACGACUGGCGACACUCGGACAGGAGAGAAAAGAAAUGGUCCAGACGCUUCAGGACAAUCUGUCCGUUAUAGAAGAACUCUAUAGAGAAUGUUUUUACGAAACAGCAAGACAAGAUGAGAUCAUCGCGUUGUUAAGAAACACGUGUCGUGGACACAGCAGGGUGAUGGAGACAAGGAAACAACGGGAGAAGGACCUAGCACUAGAGGUGGAGAACCUCAAAGUGGAGAUAUCUAAUUACCUGAACAGUUCCACCAACAACGACUCGGGAGUGUGGGAGACGGGUGGGGGUGAGGGGCGCGCGGGGGAGGGGGAGGGGCCGGACGAUCUGCGGGGGGUGCUGGAGCAGCUGCAGCGGCUCUGGGACGUGCUACAAGUACGGACUAGAGAAUGGGAAUGGGUUGAGAGUGAAUGA
Molecule: messenger RNA, 717 nt
Organism: Danaus chrysippus (African queen)
Lineage: Eukaryota; Metazoa; Arthropoda; Insecta; Lepidoptera; Nymphalidae
Source: the annotation of a GenBank genome assembly